AUCAAAAUAAAUGACACUCUCUCUUAAGGUUGCAGAGAGAAAAAUAUGAACCUAUCUCCAUGAACUUCGAUUCUCGAAACGGAGAGGUGUAAGGGUUUUGAAUUCUCUGCUUCUCAUCCCCACACCUUGGCAGGGUAAUUGCUAUUCUGAUACCUUCUUUCGGAUGCAUAGACUUUAGAUGUUUACUACUAGAGCUUUGGAUUAUGCCAUUGAUUGGAUGGCCAUUUGGAUGUGUGUUUGUUGUUCAUCUUAAUUCUGUGGAUCAUGCUUUUUCUCCUUUUUGGGCUGUAACAAUGCCGGCGAAAAAUGAAAAUGGAGAUCGGCGGCUAGACCAUGGUGGUCAGGAUAUGUUGCACUCGUCUUUAUAUUCCCAGCCUUGGUGGCAUGGAGUUGGGACAAAUGCCUCCUUAGGUGAACCUGCUCCAAAAACGUCUUCAAUGGAACACCUUAAUGAUUGUUAUGCAAAUGAAGCUACCCGUCCUCAACCCAAUGGUUGCAUGGCUGAUGGAGGUAGCAAUAAUGGACGUGAAGACCGACAUCUCAAACAUAUUCCAUCAACAACAGCCCUUCCUAUGGGUGAACACCUGGAAUCAAAUUCCCAGAUGGAAUUAGUUGGUCAUUCAAUUGUUUUGACAUCAUAUCCAUACUUGGAUCCACAGUACGGUGGAAUUUUGGCUUCUUAUGGGCCACAAGCCAUGGUGCCACCUCCUUUGUAUGGAAUGCAUCAUGCUAGAAUGCCUUUGCCUCUUGAAAUGGAAGAGGAGCCUGUUUAUGUCAAUGCGAAGCAGUAUCAUGGUAUUCUUCGAAGAAGACAGUCGCGUGCUAAGGCUGAGCUUGAAAAGAAAGUGAUAAAAGUUAGAAAGCCAUAUCUUCAUGAGUCUCGUCACCUGCAUGCUAUGAGAAGGGCAAGGGGUUGUGGUGGUCGUUUUCUUAAUACAAAGAAGCUUGACGGUGAUGCUGAGAAUGGAGCAUCAGAGAAAUGCAUGAAUUCAGUUGGAAACCUUUCGACAAAACAUGGCUCUGAAUGCUUACCUGCCAAUGGAACUGGAAAUCUGGUUUCCUCCAGUAAUCAAAAAGGAAAUGGCGCAAUGGUUAAUGACUUGCAUAAACUAAACCACUCUUCCAGUGUUAACAGCAAUAGCCAUGGCCUAUCAUCAGCAUAUCAUGCUGGAGGGAGGGACUUCCUAGAUCGGGAAAGGGGUAGUACGUUCAGCAAUGGGGCUCCACAAGGAGCUCCUCCCCAUUAACUGGAAGUGCUUCUUUAAGUGGAGGGCCCCUUCAGCACUGCCUUGCUGGCAAUGCUAAGGGCAUUUUCCCUCCUGUUUAAGGGUGCAACGACCCUCUGACUGGUGUGAUCCCAGGCAAUUCAUUCUUGGCUUUGGUAUACUAGUGUUGGGGUAGGAUGAGGAAAAGAAAAUCUAGCAAACUUGUGUCCUAUCAUUCCUUUGUUACUUCCUUGUCUUUCCCCACUCACUCUCUGUCUGUAAAAAUUUGCUGAAAAAGUGAAAUGUAUGUGGUGGGUAGGAUAUUUAGCUGUGAAUGUGGAUUAAACAUCUAUAUUUGAACGUUUGAAGAAGUUCGACUCCCUUUGAUCGAGGGUCUGAUAUAACACCUCUAUAGGUGUCCCUGUUAACAAUGUCAGGACUCUUUUGCUGUUUCUUCUCCUUUUGUGUGAGCUCUUUUGCUCCUACAAUUUCCCUUUAACUCAUCUGGUGGCUGCUGUACUUGUUUUUGCAUGUUAAGAGUCCAGUGUAUAUAAUUCUGUUUGCCAUUUUAACAUUUCUUCUGGGUUUUCUCUUUGAGGGGAGAUUUUCUGUUAAAAUUCUGAUUUUGUAAAUUGAGAGAUUUUUUCUUCUGUCAAAUCCCUCUUUUGCAGGAGAGAGGGAGGAGUUUGUUUUUAUUUUUGUUUUUAGAGUUAUGAAAUUGUUUAAUGAAAAGAAGAAAAAAAGAAAUACCAAAAAUCUGGGCCGAGAUUUCAACCAAACCCGGACCGGCCCAGUAGCUCCAUUUCUUCGUCCUACUGAACCAAACCCGGACCGGUUUCCCAAUUCCCUUCCUCAUGCCUCAAAACGACGCCGUUUUGCGAUGCAAGUCUUCCUUCAAUUCUAGAAGACGACAAAAGUGAGAGUUUAGGGUUCGUGGUUUCUUUUUCCUCUGGUUUCCGAAAGGGGCGAAGGCAGAUGUUAGGUGCGAUGGUAAUGGUGGUUUGAGUGAAGCAAAAAGGAAGAACUCGAAAACAAGCAGAAGAGGCAGAGAGAUGACAUGAAAACAGAAGCAAAACAGAGAAAA
Messenger RNA from Carica papaya (papaya), 2289 nucleotides. RefSeq names its product nuclear transcription factor Y subunit A-1-like. Gene Ontology annotation, biological process: regulation of DNA-templated transcription. The record is from RefSeq and is a predicted model, not a curated record. NCBI's taxonomy places the organism in Eukaryota, Viridiplantae, Streptophyta, Magnoliopsida, Brassicales, Caricaceae. Gene Ontology annotation, cellular component: CCAAT-binding factor complex. Gene Ontology annotation, molecular function: DNA-binding transcription factor activity; DNA binding.